Molecule: messenger RNA, 3875 nt
Organism: Triplophysa rosa
Lineage: Eukaryota; Metazoa; Chordata; Actinopteri; Cypriniformes; Nemacheilidae
Gene: cep85
Product: centrosomal protein 85
Exons: 15
Coding region: 16-2391 (791 amino acids)
Cellular component (GO): centrosome
Source: RefSeq, a predicted model, not a curated record
AGACGGGUACUGUAAAUGUACAAUUAUGUUCCCAGGGAAACAAAACAUUUAACUGCACAUGUAAAGGGAUGCAGUAGGUCCUUGGAGUACAAUAAUAUUCCCAAAAAGGUGACUGCAGUACAGAUGACCACCUCACAGACAUUCUCAGGACAUUCUGACACAGAGUGGCUGACACCGGCUGUGAAUGACAAGUUCCAGAGCCGGUUUGGAUGGCGUAAAAGUACAGCUGACAGUGGGGACACAGGACUGGGCACCUCUGAUAACACAGAAGAUUUCUGCAGCACUGGCAGCAGUCCGUCCUUCCAGCCCAUCCGCAGUCAGAUCCCCAUCCCCACCGCCCAUGUCAUGCCUUCCACGGCCGGAGCUCUGGCCUCCAAGCUCAAGCCACGUGCCCCUGAUGAGCGGGCGUCCUCCAGCUCAUCCAGCUCCAAAUCGUCCCUUUCCAAAUCUGCGUCCUCGCCCAAUCUGGAUGCUCAGCAUGAGGGAAAUUUAGAUGCCACUGCAGUCAAACCUGAUUGCCUGAGCCGAUAUCGCAGUCUGGUGAAUGGCCUCGACCACACACUUUUUCCCUCCGGAGACCAGACACGACUGGAUGAUGGCCACAAGUUUGACGUACCUGCCAUGGAGCCCACGCUAAAUCAGUCGGCUCUGCUCAGCGGGUUUUCCCCUGAUGUAUGCAAGCAGCUGCAAAUAACUGGAUUUGCAGACAAUACUGGCUUGCUGGAACAGACUUAUAAAGUUUUACCGGAGUCUAGGACAGGUUUUGGCUGCCCCACGGACCCCCAAAGGAAUGUUUAUUCGGGGUCUGGUGCCUCUGCCAGGAUGUUUUCAGUACCUCAGGGCCUGCCAAAUCAGGCUCUUCUGAGGGACCAGCCCAGCACUGGAGCGUACGAUCUGGCCAGCUGGCAGCAGCAAAAGCAGAAACUCGAGAGUUUGCGGCUACAGGUGGAACAAAUGCAGUUAAUGACAGGAGGGGGUGGGCAGUAUGCCUCCCUUUAUUCAUCCGCUCCUCACACUGAGAACAUCAAGUGGGAUGCUGUCGUAAAAGCUAAUGAGAACUUGCUGAAAGAGAAAGAACUCGCCAUUGAAAGGCAGAAGCAGCAGAUGUCUCAGCUGGAGCAGCGUCUUAGAGAGAGUGAACUGCAGGUGCACAGCGCUCUCAUGGGACGUGGAGCUUCUUACCCAGACAUGUGUCUUUUGAGACUGCAGGAGGCCCAGCGGGAAAACACCUUUUUGCGAGCCCAGUUUGCCGAGCGCAGCGACUGCUUUACCAAAGGUAAGCUAGAAGCGGACCGGAGACUGGCCGCGGUGGAGGUGGAGAUGCAACGUCUGAAUGAGAUCUUGAAGGAGAGCAGUGGAAAACACGCAGAGGAGCUGAAGAAACAAGAGGAGAGGAUCCGCAGUCGGGACAAACACAUCAACAGCUUAAAAAAGAAGUGCCAGAAGGAAUCGGAUCAGAACAGAGAGAAGCAGCAGCGGAUUGAGACUCUCGAACGAUAUUUGGCGGACCUCCCUACCAUGGAAGACUAUCAGGCCCAGCACAAAAAGCUGGAGGAUGUAGAGGAGAGGGCAGCUCAGCUUCACGCCACCGUCAGAGAUCUGGAGAUCCAGCUGGAGGAGUCCCGCAGUGCUGGACGCAGCAAAGAGAACCAACUGGAAGAACAGAGGCGCAAGGAGAGAGAACUGCUUACAACAGUCACCAGUCUCCAAAACAGGGUGCAGGAGAGCCUCGAGGACGGGGUGAGAUUGCCUUCUCUUGACAUAGAGAUGCUACGAGAAGAAAACACUACUUUAAAAGAAGAGCAACAGCGACUUAAAAAGGUUAUUGAAAAACAACUCAGGAUAAUGGAACAGCUGGGCUCACAGAUUAGGACUCUGGAGGAGCAGAUCUCUCAGGAGGACUGCAGCAGUCAGGCCCUGCGAGAGGAGGCGUCAGAGAAAGAGGAGAGUAUGUUACAGUUACACGCUGCCAUGAAGGAGCUCUCAGUGCACAACCAGGAGUUGAUGGAGGACAAUCUGACGUUACAGGAGCGUCUUCAAGGCGAGGACCCAAGUGGUCGGUCCAAUUUGAAUGCUCCUCUGCUACCCGCAGGGGCCCGGCUCACUCAAAGGCUGUAUGGAGAGAUGUCCGCCUGUCUGUGUGACCUCCGCUCCCUUUGCAACAUCCUCACGCAACGGGCUCAGGGCCGUGACCCAAAUCUCUCCAUGCUGCUCGGCAUUGCUUCAGCUCCUCCUCCAGUAGGAGAGCCGUGGGAGGACUGGCUCAGACCUGAAGGCCUGCAGAAGAAGCUUCUAGAAGCUCAGCAGCUCCGUCGAGACGUCGAGGAGCUGAGAACCACCGUUUCUGACCGUUAUGCUCAGGACAUGGGAGAAAACUGCAUCACUCAGUGAGCGUGGACAAUACACUCAACAAAACGGAACACUUGACCCCUUGAUAGCCAGCGCACUUCGGUAUGAAGGAGGAGUGUCUGGUGCGCCUCAUCUUCACACAGCUCCGCAAAGAUGCGUUUGUUCAAUGGACGGGCUUUGAUAAAGUUGACGAUCUUUACAACCAUCUUGAGCGCUUCAUUCAGCUCAACCGAGAGGUGUUUGCUAGCCAGGGCUUGGCGGUGUAUCAUACAGUGAAAAGCAAGACAGUGAGGAGCCUUUUCCUUCAGACAUGCAUUAAAGCCUUUGUUCUUUCCCAUCAAGCAGCUCCAUAUGUGCAGCAUGCGACUAAGUUAUUAUAAGGAAUGUUUUGCUUGGUAAAGUACAUAUCAAUAACAUGGAAAAUAUCUUCAUCUCGUGUCGUUGUUGACAAAUUGGUAGACAAAAGAAUGUCCUGCUUUACUUCGGCGUCUUCAAUGUAUUGCACAUAUGCAACGAGUGCUUCGUCUGCCACAGUGGACGUUUCAUCAAGUUGAAUAGAAAAUGGGUGCUCCUUUAACUUUUCAACCAACGUUUUUUCAACAUUGUCUGCCAUUCGGUCAAUCCUAUCUUUUACUGUAUUAUUUGUCAGGGGUACAGUUUUAAGCUUGGAAGCCACCUCCGUUCCACACAUUAUUUCUGCCAUUUUUACACAAGCGGGUUUGAUUAGCGUUUCUCCGAUGGUGUGCGGCUUUUUGGAUUUGGCAAUUAAAAGAGCGCACUCGAAGGACGCAACCGUUGCAUGUCUGUUUUCAUUUCCAGCUCUAGUCAAAGCAUCUCUAAUGUUCUGUGGCCUGUUUGAUAUAACGAGUUCUUUUUCCUUAGGAAAAAAUCUCUGGGUUUACCCACCGUCUCAGGGUGUUUGUUGGUCUGAUGCCUCUUCAGUUUGCAGGGCUUCAUGCUUUCAUUCACUAGUCUCUCUCCACAGAUUACACACUCAAUUCUCACAUUGUCCAUUGCUUCAAUAAAACCAAAUUCCAGAUAACGGUCCAAAUAAAUCCUUAUUUUCUUUUUAACACACAUAUUUUUCUAUUCUCCCUUGCGCUUUGCCAUAUCCUUUAGUUUUAUUUGACUAUUUACCUUGUUUUGAGCAUUGCGCUGUACAACGGGCAGUCUGACAUUCAUUUUGCCCCAUAUUUUUUUAAGUCACACUCCGCCUUUUCCCGACUCAAGCAACACACAUCUAAAAAUGAAGAAAUGGCUUAUUUUUUCAUUAAUAUAAUAAGAGAACAUUACUAGAAUAAUCAACAUGGUUUUACAUAAAAAGUCUUCCUAUUUUAACUCUCAAAUUUAAGUAACAUUGGCGACCCCUCGUAAACCUUUAGCGACCCCUAGUGGGGGUCACGAACCACUGGUCUAUGGGAUGUAAAAGAGGAACAUGCAAUAAAUACUUUUAUACAUUUGGAGCUGGAAUGUGCCAACUUGAUCUUUUUUCUACUUGUGUUACCUGACUAAAUAAGCAAACUUCC